GCCAGCGCAUCGUUAUCAUGGGCACUGUUUGCUUUGCGCGCCGCUGCUGUUUGCUUUUCGCCCUCGCCUGGGCCGGCAGGUUGGCGGGAGGCAGCGGGGGCGCAGAUGUUGACGAGUGCGCGGAAGCCACGGAUGACUGUCACAUCGAUGCCAUCUGUCAGAACACACCGAAAUCCUACAAAUGCAUCUGCAAGCCGGGCUAUAAAGGGGAAGGGAAGCAGUGUGAAGACAUUGAUGAGUGUGAGAAUGACUUUUACAACGGGGGUUGUGUCCACGAGUGCAUCAACAUCCCAGGCAACUACAGGUGCACGUGCUAUGACGGGUUCAUGUUGGCCCAUGAUGGCCACAACUGCCUUGAUGUUGACGAGUGUCUGGAUAACAAUGGAGGGUGCCAGCAGAUCUGUGUAAAUACCAUGGGCAGCUAUGAAUGUCAGUGCAAAGAAGGCUUUUUUCUGAGUGAUAACCAGCACACCUGCAUCCAUCGCUCCAUUGAGGGUAUGAACUGUAUGAACAAAGAUCAUGGGUGUGCACACAUCUGCCGGGAGACGCCCAAAGGUGGGGUUGCCUGUGAAUGUAGGCCUGGCUUUGAGCUUGCCAAAAACCAGAAGGACUGCAAAUUAACCUGUAACUAUGGGAAUGGAGGCUGCCAGCACACCUGUGAUGACACAGAUACUGGGCCUGUGUGUGGUUGUCACCAGAAGUACGCCCUGCACUCCGACGGCCGAACCUGCAUCGAGAAGGAUGAGGCUGCAAUUGAGAGUUCUGAGUACAAUGCCACGUCAGUAGCUGAUGUGGACAAGCGGGUGAAACGGCGGCUACUUAUGGAAACAUGUGCUGUCAAUAACGGAGGCUGCGAUCGGACGUGCAAGGACACGGCGACAGGGGUUCGGUGCAGUUGCCCAGUUGGAUUUACCCUGCAGCCUGAUGGGAAAACGUGCAAAGAUAUCGAUGAGUGCUUGGUGAACAACGGGGGCUGUGACCAUUUCUGCAGAAACACAGUUGGCAGCUUCGAGUGCAGCUGCCAGAAAGGCUACAAACUGCUCACAGACGAAAGGACCUGCCAAGAUAUAGAUGAGUGUUCAUUUGAGAGGACCUGUGAUCACACCUGUAUCAACUACCCUGGAAGCUUUGAGUGUCUCUGCCACAAAGGCUACACCCUGUAUGGACUGACACACUGUGGAGAUAUUGAUGAAUGCAGCAUCAGCAAUGGUAGCUGUGACUAUGGGUGUCUUAAUACCAUGGGGAGCUAUGAGUGUGUCUGCCCACCUGGAAAGAAACUGCACUGGAAUAAAAAGGACUGUGUUGAGAUGGUGAAAUGUCUCCCAAAUGCCAAACCAGCUCCCAAGGCUCAGCUGGUGUGUAGUAAGACAGGAGGCAUAGAGAGCUGCUUCCUGUCAUGCCCAUCCAACACUCUUUUUGUUCCAGAUUCGGAGAACAGCUACACCCUCAGCUGUGGAGUCCCCGUCCAGCAAGGCAAGGCUCAGCCAAAGCGCAACACCACCCUGCCCAGCUGCCCAGAUUCAUUAGCCCCUCCAAUCAAGCAGAAAGCUCGUUUUAAAAUCAAAGAUGCAAAAUGCCAUUUACGGCCUCGCAGCAAAGAAAAACCAAAAGAUUCUGGGAAGCAGCCUGUUUCAGGAGGCCAAUUCCCUUGCACAGACAACUGCCAGGUGACCUUUGUGAACCUCAAGUGCGAUUCCUCCAAGAAAAAACGCCGAGGCCGCAAGUCCCCGUCCAAAGAAGUGUCCCAUAUCACUGCAGAGUUUGAAGUGGAGAUGAAGUCAGAAGAAGUCUCAGACACCUGUAACAUUGACUGUGUUCGGAAAAGGAUGGAGCAGAAGCUGCAAACUGCAAUCAAAACAUUGAGGAAAUCUAUUAAUAAACAGCAAUUUUACAUUCAGUUUUCUGGGACAGAGUAUGAAGUGGCUCAGAAGCCAGCUAAAGCUACUGAGGGGCACGAGGCUUGCAGUACAGGGCAAGUACUGCAGGAUGGAAAAUGUGUUACCUGCAGCACGGGCACCUUUUAUAGCGGAGAACACAAUCAGUGCGUUCCCUGCUCCCCAGGAACAUACCAGGACACAGAAGGUCAACUUACCUGUGAGCCUUGCCCAAGUAACGAUGGACAGGGAGUAGCAGGAGCCCGGAAUGUGUCAGAAUGUGGAGGGCAGUGUUCUCCUGGGCACUACUCCUCAGAUGGUUUUAAACCUUGCACAGUCUGUCCUCUGGGUACCUACCAGCCUGAACCAGGGAGGACCCUCUGCUUUCCAUGUGGUGGUGGGCUUGUGACCAAAUAUGAAGGUGCUGUUUCCUUCCAAGACUGUGAAACCAAAGUUCACUGUUCUCCUGGGCACUACUACAACUCCACCACACACAGAUGCAUCCGAUGCCCUGCGGGGACCUACCAGCCUGAGUUUGGGCAGAACUACUGCAUCACCUGCCCUGGGAACACCAGUACGGAUUUUGAUGGCUCCACUAAUGUUACACACUGCAAGAACCAGCACUGUGGAGGAGAACUUGGGGACUAUACUGGCUACAUUGAAUCACCCAAUUAUCCUGGAGACUACCCAGCUAAUGUCGAAUGCAUUUGGAAUAUAAACCCACCCCCAAAGAGGAGGAUACUCAUUGUAGUACCUGAGAUAUUCCUCCCCAUCGAAGAUGAAUGUGGUGAUGUUUUAGUAAUGAGGAAAAGUGCUUCUCCCACUUCAAUUACCACAUAUGAAACAUGUCAGACUUAUGAGAGACCUAUUGCAUUUACCUCAAGAUCAAGGAAGCUCUGGAUUCAGUUCAAGUCAAAUGAAGGAAACAGUGGCAAAGGAUUUCAGGUCCCCUACGUGACUUAUGAUGAGGAUUACCAACAACUAAUAGAAGACAUUGUUCGAGAUGGCCGAUUAUAUGCGUCAGAAAAUCAUCAGGAAAUUCUAAAGGACAAGAAACUGAUUAAAGCUCUCUUUGAUGUACUGGCACACCCCCAAAACUAUUUCAAGUACACAGCACAAGAGUCAAAAGAAAUGUUCCCAAGAUCAUUUAUAAAGCUGCUGCGAUCCAAAGUGUCCAGAUUUCUACGACCAUACAAGUAGUCCAGCGGUACUCAAUUUUUGGUUACUUUGCAUUCCUGUCAAAUAUCAUCCUUCCUCCAUAGUAGAAACAUUUGCUAACUUGAAGGCUCUUUUUUGCAGUCUUUGUUCUCAGUUGUAAAUGGAAGAACGCCUAUAAUGUUUUAUAAUUGUUAAAAGUCAGUGUUUUGAACGGGAUUUUUACUACCAAAAAAAGAAAAAAGUGCAUCCCUGAGUGCAUCUUGUUGAAGAUCUGAAUUUGUGUCUGCACUAGUGUAUCCUCACUCCCCAUUUGAAAUUUCAUGAUGUAGAAAAUAUUCUUUCGAGCUUUUUAUUUUUCCAUCAACAAUAACUUUUGUCAAAGAAAGGGGGAAUCUAUUCAAAUGUGAUUAAACUACCUGCAGAUAAGUUCUGUUGUAGAGAGAAGUAUGUAGUAUAAAUAAUAUUUGGAUUUUUGAAUUGCACUUGAAGUUUAUAUUUGAAUCUUUGGAAGAAAACAAAAAAAAAACCUAAAUUUUGUUAUUUCUCAGUUGUGGCUUGGUGGAACCUCUGUCCAAGUAGAAAUCAAAAAGGGAAAAAAAGAGAAAAAAAAAGAAACAUAUGUAUAAUUUUUUUUUAUGAACUACAUGAGAUUGAGUCCCAUGCCCUAAUGUCCUAAUGUUUUUAUCUGUCCUCUUCUAAACUUCUUCAGAGGUUUGCCACUGUCAAUUAUUUGAUUGAAACAGAUUUAGCUCUGGAUUUCCGUGCACCAGUGGGUCCCUUUAAAGGCAUUUCCAAUAGGAUAUGUGAGAAAUGAACAGCAACCACACUGGCAGUCUUGUUUUUCUUUCCAUUAAGAGAGCAUCUAAUUAAGUACAAUAUAUAAAUAUAUAAAUAUAUACUUCUAUUUGUGGGUACAUUAGUAAUGUUAUCUCUAGUUACUGUAAAUAUUAUUCAUGCUUAAAUCUUUACUCCCACACACCCUAUUUACUCAUAUCUAUAUGUAACUUUGUGUAGAUGAUUAAAUGACUUCUCCAAGUGCUUGUCACUUCUAUUGACACCGAACUGAAGCCUUUUGGAGUUUUAUAAUACUGGAUAAUGGUUUCCUCUGGGACAAUCUCUUUCAAUAUGCAGAGGAGUUGGAGUCUUCAGAGACAGCCUGAACUGACAACUCAUUUUUUUCCACUCAUGGAUCUUAGGUCUUUGAUGGGCUUUCUCUUUAAUACCUACAUUAACCCUCAUUUCCAAAUAUAAUUUCUCCAUAAAAAUCCUUUGUUAAAGGCUGUUAAACCUAAACUUUUUGUGAGGAUGUUGUAACUACUUUUAUUUAUUAUUCACCCCGAGUUACGAAAAGGGGAUUUUCUAAGAAGACAUUCUUAUCAGUCCUACAUUCACUGUGUGUCUGGAACAACGACGAGAAAAAAAGUUUCAUGUAUUUUUUCCCUUCUCAGUAAUUAUUUUUAGGAAAAAAAAAAAAGAAAAAGCAAACAGUUUUUAGGUACUCAAAUUAUGUAGGAGUGUAUAGCUAAAAAAACUACUUUAGCCAAACAGUGCUUCAAAGUCUGACAGGUUAUUCAGAGUAUUAUCAAGAUACAUUAGAAUGGGUCAGGAUUGCAGCCAUUCUACUGAAAGAUAUGAAGGAAAAAUAUGAAAAACAUGGAGAAAAUUAACUCCCUCAUUUGGUGAAUUAUUUACAGUGGCCUUUAGAAUUUCAGACUUCAGUGAGCAAACUCUGGAACCUGUUGCUGUAUGGUGAGUUUAGUAAAAUACUUCCUAAAACUUUUUGCUCAAUGACCAACACGUUUGGACAUAAUUAGAAAAAUGAGUCAGGUUUGAAUGUUUGCGGCUCUACUUAGAAAUGCUCCUGGAUGUGCCAAUUUCUAGUGAAAAAAGUAAUGACAAGUGGUAUAUAAAGUUAAAAAUGCUUUGAAUUCCAUACUAGAUUUACAGUUACAGAAACUGGCAGUCACCAAAUAGAAGGUGAGUUCAGCUCUUCAUUUGUUAGCAUUGGUGUAGGAUGCCUUCACUGUCACACAAUAGCAGUACAACAACAAGGAAAGUCUUCUUCUGUGGAGAAGACCUAGGAACAUUUGGGAAUCAAAAACCACACGAGGAGAAAUGCGGCUGCCUUUAAGAAAACCAGCUUUGUGAAAUGAUAGAAUCAGUACAGCACAGAAUUUGAGCAUUUAAACAUAAUAAAUACAGCCCUGCAUCUGCUCUUAUGGAAUUACACAUUGUAUGCAGGAGAGGUGCAACAACAUGUUUUUGUGUUAUUGCAGGAAGGCUGGACAAGUGCCCAUUUGUGAUUGCCCAAUUCUGUGGCACAAACAGAGCUCCUUGUUUUCCAUUUGCAAAUGCCUUGUGUGCUUAAAAGCUGCACCCGCAGCACUUACCAUUUUAAGCCUCCUCUGCUUUAAACACUGCACUUAUUUCUAGUGAGGUGGUGGUGAAUCAUCCCUAAACAUUCUCACAGGCCACCAAAUCACCUCCUGCCACAGUCCAGGAGCCUGCAACAAUCCAAGGUUGCUAAUUAAGCCCAGAGUUGUGCCUUGAAAGCACUUAGGGCAAGGUCUGUGUGUGUCAUUUGAGUGCAGGGAACGUCAGGAUUUGGUGUUCGAUACGUUGCCACCUGCGUCUUGCCUGCGAUAGCAAAAUUUAUUCUGCCUGAAGAUUUAGCUCCCUGUAAGUGGAUUUAAAACUGCUGCAGUCUUCGUUCAGCUCCAUCACACAUCAAAUUUUGACCUAAAGACAAAUUUUUCAAAAGGAAUUCAUUUCCUCUUUGUGCCUCCCACACAGAAUAAAGUUAGGACUACUUAAGAGUUAGACUAAUCUUUCCUACACAUCGGCUUCAUUCUAGGGUAAGCUCACUUAAAAGUAAGUAAGCUUCCUUAAAACUAGCUUUAAAAAGCCAGGUUUAGUUUAGUUUUAGACUAGCUUAAAUAAAUACUGGACUGGUCACAACGUUUUCAGAGCCCACAUUCUUGAGUUGUCAGCUGGUUUGGAAAGAGCAGAGCUCACCUGUGGCCCCUCUGUCUGUGAGCAGAACACGAGGAUGACGCCACACGAACAAGAAACAUCCUUUAUGAGUGUUCACCAUUC
Messenger RNA from Lepidothrix coronata (blue-crowned manakin), 6128 nucleotides. RefSeq names its product signal peptide, CUB domain and EGF like domain containing 1 (gene SCUBE1). Gene Ontology annotation, cellular component: cell surface. Gene Ontology annotation, molecular function: calcium ion binding. NCBI's taxonomy places the organism in Eukaryota, Metazoa, Chordata, Aves, Passeriformes, Pipridae. The transcript has 23 exons. Gene Ontology annotation, biological process: signal transduction. The record is from RefSeq and is a predicted model, not a curated record. The coding region runs from base 18 to 3074 and encodes 1018 amino acids.